GUACAUCUUAGCCAAUCAGCUUCUGCAAAGCGUCCUAAGCUGACGUCAGCCCGGUACCCAUGAACAACCGGUAGCGUUGAAGAUAGUAUGGUCUCCUGUUGUUUGUAGUUUUCUUCUUUUUAACGCCCCUGUCCAACGUGCAAACAUCAUGACUUUCGAUGUUAGGAGAUUUGAUAUCUACAGGAAAGUGCCAAAGGAUCUCACCCAGCCAACAUACACAGGAGCUUUCAUUUCCAUCCUCUGCUGUGUCUUCAUACUCUUCCUCUUCCUGUCUGAGCUGACGGGAUUCAUAGCCACUGAAAUUGUAAAUGAACUGUAUGUGGAUGAUCCCGAUAAAGACAGUGGUGGGAAGAUAGAAGUGAGUUUAAACAUCAGUUUGCCAAACUUACACUGUGAUUUGGUGGGUUUGGACAUCCAAGAUGAGAUGGGACGCCACGAGGUCGGUCACAUAGAGAACUCCAUGAAGAUUCCCCUCAACCAGGGUGAUGGUUGUCGCUUUGAGGGAGAGUUCAGCAUCAACAAAGUACCGGGAAACUUCCACGUGUCGACACAUAGUGCCACAGCACAGCCUCAAAGCCCUGACAUGACCCACACCAUCCACAAGCUUGCCUUUGGAGAAAAGCUCCAGGUACAGAAAGUCCAAGGAGCCUUUAAUGCUUUAGGAGGGGCAGACAAGAUGUCAUCUAAUCCUCUUGCUUCACAUGACUACAUAUUGAAGAUUGUACCAACAGUGUAUGAAGACCUCUCAGGCAGACAGAGGUUCUCUUAUCAGUACACAGUAGCCAAUAAGGAAUAUGUUGCUUACAGCCACACGGGAAGAAUUAUCCCAGCGAUCUGGUUCAGGUACGAUCUCAGUCCGAUCACAGUGAAGUACACGGAGCGGAGACAGCCCCUCUACCGCUUCAUCACAACAAUUUGUGCCAUCGUCGGAGGGACGUUCACAGUCGCGGGGAUCAUCGACUCCUGUAUUUUCACUGCUUCUGAGGCCUGGAAGAAGAUACAGAUUGGCAAAAUGUCAUGAUGACUGUUUCCAACCCUCUCCUCACAUCUUAUUUAUAAGUGCAAAGUUGCUAGCCUGUUAGCUAAAUCCAGUCCGAAACGACCUCCUUCAGGAGAUUGUAUCACCUUGUCCAUAUAAGAGUCUCGGGCACUUGAUUUAACUACCAGGCUGCAGGGAUGCGUCUGUUUUAUUAAAGAUCCUCUCUGGCUCCUUCUGCUCCAGUGACGUGAGAAUGCUGACUAUCACAUGUCGGCUUCCUCCAUCUUCAGUGUCAGGAGGGGAAAGGAGAGGAGAUGAUAUCUUUUGUUACUGAGUGUGCCAGGGAUUCAUCCUGUAUUUUUUUUUUUCUUUAAACGUUGCAGCUGAUAUAUUUAGAAUGACACGAAA
Pundamilia nyererei is the source of this 1387-nucleotide messenger RNA. RefSeq names its product endoplasmic reticulum-golgi intermediate compartment 1 (gene ergic1). The transcript has 10 exons. The record is from RefSeq and is a predicted model, not a curated record. Gene Ontology annotation, biological process: endoplasmic reticulum to Golgi vesicle-mediated transport; retrograde vesicle-mediated transport, Golgi to endoplasmic reticulum. Gene Ontology annotation, cellular component: endoplasmic reticulum membrane; endoplasmic reticulum; Golgi membrane. The coding region runs from base 149 to 1021 and encodes 290 amino acids. Lineage: Eukaryota; Metazoa; Chordata; Actinopteri; Cichliformes; Cichlidae.